AAAGAGCACGAAUUGCACGAAUCGGUAAAUCGCAACAUACGAACCCAUCUUCUCUCCUACUCCUGCUACGAAACCCUUCUUCACCAUUUCUGCAAAUUGCACCGUUUUCAUCGCUUCAUCAUUCCAUAACCGUCUCACCAUCAGAACAACCAGUUGCCGUAAAUAUCACCGUAGCAUUUGAAGAAGCUGUUGAAACCGUAACCACUUAACAUCUCUUCAAAUCAUUGCUGUGCCCUAAUUUCUUAGACUUAUGUGUUCGCUUUAAAUAAUGGAAGAAAUAGUUGCACCUUCUGAUAAAGAGGAGAUAAAUGAAGGAAAUAAAAAACGUGAUGAUAUUUUAGAUGCAAUUGUUGCUUGUGAAGAUGAAGAACCUAGAACUGGUAUGACAUUUUCCUCUGAAGAAGAAGUUACCAAGUAUUACACGAAUUAUGCGAAACGUAUGGGUUUUGGAAUUGGAAAAAUAAGUUCAAAAAAUGGAGAUGAUGGAAGGAAAUAUUUUACUCUAGCAUGUAGUUGUGCGAGAAAGUAUGUGAGCACUUCGAAGAAGAGGCCACAUCUUACCUCAAAAACAGAGUGUAGAGCUAGACUGAAUGCAUGUAUAUCUUUAGAUGGAACAAUUACUGUUUCAAGAGUUGUCCUUGAACAUAAUCAUGAACUAGGUCAAACCAAAGGACGAUAUUUUAGGUGCGACGAUAGUUCAGGGCCUCUGAUUAAAAAGAGUUUAGAAGUUAAUGAUCAAGUUGUGGUCAAUGGAAGCAGAAGUCUUCAAUCUGUGACUGUUGAAUCUAAUGGGUGUGAGAAUCUCAUUUUUGGUGAAAAAGAUUGUAGAAACUAUGUACAUAAAGUAAGACGGCUAAAACUUGGGAGAGGAGAUGUUGAAGCAAUUCAAAACUUUUUUGUUAGAAUGCAAAAGCAAAAUAGUCAAUUUUAUUAUGCAAUGGAUCUUGAUGAUAGAAGGCAUUUACGAAAUGUAUUUUGGGCAGAUGCAAGGAGUAGGGCCGCAUAUGAAUGUUUUGGUGAAGUCAUAACUUUCGACACCACUUAUUUAACGAAUAAAUACGACAUGCCAUUGACCCCUUUAGUUGGAGUAAAUCAUCAUGGUCAGUCUAUUUUGUUGGGGUGUGCAAUAUUGUCAAAUGAGGAUACCGAAACUUUUACUUGGUUGUUCACGAGAUGGUUAGAAUGUAUGUUUGGACACGCACCAAAUGCCAUAAUUACCGACGAGGACAAAGAAAUGAAAAAUGCAAUUGAGGUUGUGUUUCCAAAAGCCCGUCAUCGAUGGUGUUUGUGGCAUAUAAUGAAAAAGGUUCCAGAAAAGUUGGCUAGACAUUCUUAUUUUGAGUCUAUCAAAACACUUUUACAUGAUGUGGUAUAUGAUUCUUUGAGCAAAAGUGAUUUCAUGGAGAGAUGGGGAAAUAUGAUAGAACAUUAUAAACUAAAUGAUAAUGAAUGGUUGAAAGGGUUAUUUGAUGAACGACAUCGUUGGGUUCCCGUGUAUGUGAAAGAUACAUUUUGGGCUGGAAUGUCAACUACACAACGGAGUGAAAGUAUAAACUCGUAUUUUGAUGGGUAUGUAAACUCAAAGACAACAUUGAAGCAAUUUGUUGAACAAUAUGAUGAUGUAUUGAACGAUAAAAUUGAAAAGGAAAGCAUGGCUGAUUACGAUUCAUUUAACACAAUAAUUGCUUGUGUAAGUUAUUUUGGCUUUGAGUUCCAAUUCCAGAAAGCAUUUACCAAUGCAAAAUUCAAAGAAUUUCAAGUAGAGGUUGCUUCAAUGAUGUAUUGUAAUACUUGCUUUGAGAGAGUGGAGGAAUUGAAUUCAAUAUUCUCUGUUACGGAAAAUAAGAAAGUAUAUGAGAAAAUUAAAGACAUGGUGUUUAAGGUAUCCUUCAAUGAAAAAGAAUUCACAUUGCAGUGCACAUGUUGCUUAUUUGAGUUUAAAGGAAUUUUAUGUAGACACAUCCUUUGUGUGCUUAAGCUCAUUGGCAAAACAGAUUCAGUGCCACCUUAUUAUAUUUUGUCACGGUGGAGGAAGUAUGUAAAGCGAAGAUAUACCCUGAUUAAAUGUGGUUUUGAAGAACUACAACGUGUUAAUAAAGCAUGUGAUGCCUUUUAUGAAGUUGCUUCUACAAGGAUAAAUUCUGAAGAUGAUUUAUUGAAAGUGAUGAAUUGGAUCAAAGACUUGAAAAAUGUGUUGACUUGUAAAGAACCAUCCUCCAAGAUCACAGGAGAACAUAGUUCAAUUCCAAAUCAUGUGACUAGAAUUCUUGGUCCAACAGUCGCUCAAAAUAAUGGACUUCCUCCUUCAAAAAGGAAGACCUCUAAAGUUGAUCAAAUUUUGAAGAAGAAGCUUGCAAUAAAGCGAUCUCAAGAGAACAAUCAGGAAAAUACAAUUGAUCAAAGUCAAGAAGAGGCCUUGUGUAGACCUAGAGUUCAAGAAAUUGAAAAUGAAGAACAUCUUGGUGAUGUAAGCCAGGAUCCAUAUUAUCCUCAAGUCAUAAACCACAAUAUUUCCUGUUGUGAACUUUUACAGGCACAACACCUUAUGAAUGAUCAACCAUCAUCAUAAAGACAUAGAUCAACCACUACUGGACAUGGCAGUUGUAGUUUUUACUUGUUGAAAGAAGUGGAUUGCUUUGGCAUAUAUUUAGCUAUUUCUUUUACCAUUUAAAUAGAUAUAUAAAUAGAUAUGUUAAGAACGAUUUUGAUGUUGAUGAUGUUAGAAAGAAUAUUAUUAAUUGUAUUGAAACUUGAAGGCGACGAAGUAUCUAUCUAUUUUCAAGACAUUUAACAUUCAAAUAUUAAGCAAGGUAAAUACAAUGGCAGUUUGUGCAUGGUGUGCACAAAAGUUAUAUUGUGUGUAUACGCACUCAUAUAGAUAUUUGAACUCUGCAAUGUGAAA
This is a messenger RNA of Cicer arietinum (chickpea), 2902 nucleotides long. RefSeq names its product protein FAR-RED IMPAIRED RESPONSE 1-like. Gene Ontology annotation, molecular function: zinc ion binding. The record is from RefSeq and is a predicted model, not a curated record. Gene Ontology annotation, biological process: regulation of DNA-templated transcription. Lineage: Eukaryota; Viridiplantae; Streptophyta; Magnoliopsida; Fabales; Fabaceae.